GGACCAGUCUGCAGACUAUCUACGGCGAUGCACGCUCUUUCGAGAGACAAAGUCGGUUGCAAGAAGCUUAUGCUAUGCUGUGAGUAUCAGAUGAUCCUUUUAGUGCGCACUGUGGCCUUCAAAAAUGCUGGAAAUCGCAGCGGUGAAGCUGGUGGCACAGCCACUCGGAGACAGGGGAUAGGACAUAAGUACCCCGCGACCCCGCUGGUGGGGAAAUAGGGGAGUCUAUUACGGCGUGCCUCCCCCCACCAUCGCCACGCUCGAGUCAUGGAAGCUCAGCAGACAGGCCUUACCGAGAAGCAAAAGCGGACACGCCGGAGGCAGCGCGUGAGCUGCUCUGAAUGUGUCCAUCGCAGGCAGAAAUGCGAUAGACAGUCGCCGUGUUCGCUCUGCGUUUCCCGCGGUGUUCCCCAUCUCUGCCACUGGGAGCCCUUCAUCAAGUCUACAGCAACAACCCAGCGCCCUGCUCCCGCAGCGCCGUACGAGAGGGAACCCGAGAUCAAGUCGACGAUCGAGCAGCUCCGCAACCGUGUACUACUGCUUGAAGAGGCACUGCAGAAAGUUAACAAGAAUGAUCCUCCGAGUGCCAGCACUAGGACGCCGUCCGACACAUACGGAUCGCCGCCUGGGUCGACCGAGGGUUCUGAGCCGGGACCCGCGAAGCCGUAUGUGCGUCCCGCCUACGAGGACCGAUUGCUACAGAAAUCUGCGGAUAGUAACCAGCAUUCGAGUGAGGUGCACGAGGUGGCGAUCGCGCUGACACACAUGUCGAUGUCUUCUGGACAAGGGGAGUACAUGGGCAUGGGCUCUGUAGUCUGUGCGCUGUACAGGCUUGGCUCUAUGUUCCCUCGUGUCAAAGUCGCCGAGUCAGCGAAGGUCGCCACCGCGCGCAGCCCUGGUCCUGUCGACCUCACUUCGACCGCCGACCCAACUUUCAUGUUCAAUACCAAUUUGAACAGCGACAAUCGCCGGCUCACUUCGCGUCUACCCCCCAAGCCCACGUGCGAUGCUCUUCUGCACUCCUACUUCAGCCACUGCAACUGGCGCUUCGGCAUCCCGGAGAUCAACUUCAUGGAGAACUACGACGAGCUCUGGCGCAUGAUGGAUGCGACGGGUGGUGAGGCGGAUGUCAAUCCUCACUUCCUCUCCUUGCUCUUCGCCAUGCUCUCUAUGGCACCUGACGACGAGCGCGAUGAUACGCAGCGCAAUACCGAAUUCUUCCGCUUGUCCAUCAGCGCUCGUCGACUAGGGGAGGACAGCCUCCUUGCUCCCGCUUUCGGCGAAACACACUCCAACUCCAUCGCGCCGACAGCAGACGGGACGGUUCUCAGCUGUAUCGCUGCUCCGAUCCUAGCAGCGUACCUCGCGGACAGAGGUUUGGUCAGCGAGGGGUGGAAGAUCGUUGGCGCCUCUAUGAGGAACGCAUACGCGAUUGGCCUGAAUCGUGAUCCUGACUGGGACACCUGGAGAAUUAUGAAGGAAGACGAGAAGCGGUGGCGCAGGCGAGGAUGGUGGUCGUUGGUGCUUUGCGACAGGAUCUACUCUUACAUCCUGGGACGGCCGGCCAUGGUUCAAGACGAUCACUCCGACGUAAUGCCGCCUACCAUUGACCCGAAAUCCCCACCAUCCACCUUCGACGCCUACAUCAACGACUUCGGCAAACUUAGUCGCAUAAUGUCUUAUGCCGCCCGAAGCUGCCUCACAAUCCAAUCUCUGGAUUACUCGAAGGUCUUGGAGAUUGACAGACUCUUCGUGGAAUGGGAGCAAGGCCUUUCCGAGUCCUUCAUCUUCAAGGACAAGAAGCCCGUUCGAUACUCGCCGUCAAACGACCCGGACGUUUCUGCAGCCGCCAAUGAACAGACCGUCGCGCGGCAGCGCUUUACCCUGAUCACCUGGUACCGCUCGUGCCGCAUGGCUUUGCAUCGGCAGUACCUCACCUUCCCUGGCGCUGAGCAGUCGCGUCCACCCCCAUCCAACAGUAUCAUUGCCGACCUCUCCUCAUCCGCAUCUCGCCUCAUCAAGGACAUGUGUGUCCGCCUGUCCAAGGACCUCAUUCGCCUCGAGCUUUCCGCCCAGGGUAAUAUCGUACCCGGUUAUGGAGAUCGCCCCGAGCGUCUUCUUCCAGGGAAGAUCUCGGGCUUCCUCGACGCCUUCUUCCUCUUCGACGGCGCUGUCACGCUCAUGGGCUCGCUGUUCCAACUCCCACCCGACGACCCCAUGAUCCCCGAGUGCUAUCAGUACAUCGACCACGCCGGCUACGUUCUCGGGCAGCUCGCGAAGGCAAUCCCAGGCGACGCGCAGUGCGACCUCGCCCGCCGCGCCGUGGCUGUGCUCAUCGUGCUCAAGCGCGGCCAGGAGCGUCUGAAGGAGAGCCGUUCCUCGUCGCCCGUGCCGCGCGCGCCCUCGCCCGCGCAGCAGCACAACAGGUCGAAUAGCACUAGCUCUCCACCGCAGCCGCCCACCUUCGGCAUCCCCGAGUCCGCCGUCCGCGACGACAUGAACUUCCUGAACAUGGAUCCUUACGUGCAGCAGCUGCAGUCGCGCGCGUUCAACAAUCCCGCACAGCCUCAGAGUCGCAACGCCGGCGCGGAUUUGUCGCAGUUCUUCCCGGCGUCGAUCCCGCAGUACACGCCGGAGGACAUCUCUGCAGUCUUUAACGGGCAGAACAUGGACCUCGGGUACGGCGUGGAGAUGGAUGACGCGCGGUUGGACAACUCGCUGUUGCAGAUGAACGCGUUCGACAUCUUGCAGGGGAUGCGAUUCGACAUGCCGUCGACGCAGAUGCCGCACAUGGAUAUGUUUUCUUCGAUCUGAGGGGGUUUCAAUGUCGUCGUUUAUCGAUUUUCCUCUUCGUCUUUGCUUUCCCUUUUCCUUGUUAUGCUCAUGCUCCAUGUAUGUCGACGUUUAACAAGUGUACUACGUGUCUGUAACCGUGUCACUGAACUGUAACGAGAAUUGAUUGUGUCCCCGGAGCGUAGCAGAACCCAUCGCUCAGUCGUGUGGCGCAUUGCGAGUACCCAGAGCAGC
Molecule: messenger RNA, 3027 nt
Organism: Schizophyllum commune H4-8
Lineage: Eukaryota; Fungi; Basidiomycota; Agaricomycetes; Agaricales; Schizophyllaceae
Exons: 7
Coding region: 268-2814 (848 amino acids)
Biological process (GO): regulation of DNA-templated transcription; DNA-templated transcription
Molecular function (GO): DNA binding; DNA-binding transcription factor activity, RNA polymerase II-specific; zinc ion binding
Source: RefSeq, a predicted model, not a curated record